Molecule: messenger RNA, 1059 nt
Organism: Arabis nemorensis
Lineage: Eukaryota; Viridiplantae; Streptophyta; Magnoliopsida; Brassicales; Brassicaceae
Source: the annotation of a GenBank genome assembly
AUGGAUCAAGAAUCAUCUCAAUGUCCCUUUGUUGCUGAAAGCAUCAUUCAAAAAUGCCCUUUCCUUAGAAACAUCAACAAGCCUACCAAUUUCUCCCUCUCCUCCUUGAGUUUCCCAGUUCCUGUGCAAGCUGGUAGUAAUGGUCCCAUUUUUGAAGAUGGUCCUGGAUUUGAUUCAGCAUUCAAGCUCUUCCAUGGGAAAGAUGGUAUUGUGCCGCUUUCUGGACAUUCGAGUUUCAGAAAUGAUUUUGAAGACGAGACUCCUCGCGCUACUCCUCAAUUCAAUCCUCUUGCUGGGAAAGUAGCUACCAUAAGCCUAUCAGCUUUUGGUCCUGGAGGGCCUUUUGGGUUUGGUCCUUUUUCUGAGAAAUGGAAGAAACAACAGAAGAAACCGAAACCGUCGAAACAACAACAGUCUGGGGACUCAUCGAAACACGAGGCAGUUGGAGAUGAAUGGUUAAAGACCGGGAAUUGUCCAAUCGCCAAAUCUUUCAGAGCUGCAAGCAAAGUCAUGCCUCUUGUGGCUAAAGCAUUACAGUUACCAUCUGGUGUGAAAUAUAGAUGUCCAGCUCCUAUAGUAGCUGCAAGAGCUGCACUUUCGAAGACCGCUUUGGUGAAAAGCCUUCGCCCUCAGCCUUUACCUGAAAAGAUGCUGGCAAUCGCUCUCAUGGGGAUGGCUGCAAACGUGCCUCUCGGUGUAUGGAGAGAACACACCAAAAAGUUUUCGCCUUCUUGGUUUGUGGCGGUCCAUGCUGCUGUGCCUUUUAUAGCUAUGCUCAGGAAGUCUGUGCUGAUGCCCAAGACAGCAAUGGCUUUGACCAUUGGAGCUUCGAUUUUGGGACAGGUGAUUGGGUCGAGAGCUGAACGUUACCGUCUCAAAGCAAUAGCUGAGAAAACGGUUGCUGAAACAUCAACUGUUAUCGCGGGUUCUGGAUACAACCAGGUCUCUGAUGAUUCUGGCUUUUCUGGGGGACUUUGUGGUACAGGAGAAGGAGUGAAGGAGGUUUAUUACAAUGCAAAUGUUGGAGAAUCUGCUAAAUCAACUGGACUCUGUUAUUGA